UGUUUCAGCAGUGAGCUGAGGUGUACUUCCAUUCAGUGAGUGUGAAAGAAGCAGUGCAUUUCAACAACUGGACCUCAGGAACGACAUUUAACCCUCCCCGUGACCACAUUUCAUAUCUCACAAUGAUCCGGAUAGCUGCUUUCCUCGCUCUGCUGGUGGUGGCCUGCUCAGGAGAGAGCUGCACAGACCCAGCGAUCUCUCCGUCGGCCUACACCACGUCUGACGCCGUCAUCUCCUCCGAGUCUGUCUUCAUCGUUGAACUCAGCCUGGCAUGUGCCAACGGUGCACAGAGUGUGACUCUGUACGCUGAUGUCAAUGGAAGACAGUUCCCUGUGACCAGAGGCCAGGAUGUUGGCAAGUACCAGGUGUCCUGGAGUCUUCCUCACAAACAGGCCAGCUCUGGAACAUAUCAGGUCAAAUUCUUUGAUGAGGAGUCUUACAGUUCCCUGCGCAAGGCCCAGAGAAACAAUGAAGAUGUGAAUGCUAUUGAGCCUCUCUUCUCUGUCAACAUUGACCACCGGGGUGCAUGGAACGGCCCAUGGGUGUCUACUGAGGUGGUGGCCGCCCUCAUUGGUAUCCUGGUCUACUACUUGGCCUUCAGUGCUAAGAGCACCAUCCAAGCAUAAACUGAUAUAACUUCAUACUUUAACCACUGGAUCAUUAAAGACUGAAUUCUGGUGGCACUGAACCGAUGAUCCAUAAUCCAGAGAUGUGGCAAACCAACGGUAAUCUGUCGCCUGGUCUGGUUUUGGACGAGGAGCAAGAGCCGCAGUCUUCUGAAUUUCUCUCUGUAUUCAGACUGUGUCUGUUUUUCCAUCAAUUUUUUCCUUUUACAGAUGAAUUUGUACAUGGGUUUGUCUUCUCAAUAUGGACAGAAUUUUGUAAUUUUUAGAUGAAACCAAACAAUUAACCUGGAUUGCGUACAUGAAACAAACAAAAAAAAAAAAAAAGGAUUACAUGCUGUAUUCAGCCCUGUUUAAAGCUGAUUGCUACGUCCAGAACUGAACUGGCCCUGUGUUGAUUCUCUGGUCAGAGUGGAUGUUGUACAGAUGUGCUGAACAAAAACAGAGUGAGGUCAUGACCUCAAUGUAAAUGAAAUGUCAAUAAUGUGACUGCUCUUGCUGUCCUGAACAGGCACAGUCCAUUUGUCUCUUCCAGUAAAUUGAAUAAAAUGCUUGUUUUUCCUCCAGUGA
This is a messenger RNA of Labrus mixtus (cuckoo wrasse), 1193 nucleotides long. RefSeq names its product signal sequence receptor, delta (gene ssr4). The record is from RefSeq and is a predicted model, not a curated record. Gene Ontology annotation, cellular component: endoplasmic reticulum; membrane; endomembrane system. The transcript is spliced from 6 exons. Lineage: Eukaryota; Metazoa; Chordata; Actinopteri; Labriformes; Labridae. The coding region runs from base 123 to 626 and encodes 167 amino acids.